AUGGUUGAGCAAAUUCCAUAUGGUGUUGCUACUAGCCUCAUUAACAGGUUGGCUUCGGCAGCCUUUCAUGAAUUUGGAAGGAUUUAUGGUGUUAUGGAUGAAUUGGAAAGGCUGAAGAAUACUGUUGAGGCCAUCAGAGCUGUGCUUCUUGACGCCGAGGACAAACAACAACAAAACCGUGCCAUACAGAUAUGGAUAAGAAGACUCAAAGAUGAUGUGCUUCAUCCUGCUGAUAACUUGCUAGAUGAGUUUCUUAUUCAAGAUAUGAGACACAAAAUGGAGGAAACUAAUAAGAACAAAAUGACCAAGGUACUUCAUUCCUUAUCUCCAACUAGAAUUGCUUUUCGCCGCAAAAUGGCUCAUAAGAUUGAUAAAAUACAAGAGAAAUUUGAUAAUGUUGCGAAAGAUAUGUCUGGGUUGAAUCUGAUCCCAAACGUUGUGGUGGUUGAACAUAGUAACAGUGUAAAGAGGGAAACUAGUUCAUAUGUGUUAGAAUCUGAUAUCAUUGGAAGAGAAGAUGAUAAAAUCAAGAUUAUACGCUUGCUAAGAGAACCAAAUAUGGACCAGAAUGUCUCUGUGGUUGCUAUUGUUGGGAUUGGUGGUUUGGGAAAAACAGCUCUUGCCCAAUUGGUAUACAAUGAUGGUCAAGUAGCAAAGAUUUUUGAAAAGAGGAUGUGGGUAUGUAUCUCUGAUAACUUUGAUGUCAAAACUAUUGUGAAAAAAAUGUUGGAGUUAGUAACCAAAGGCAAAAUUGAUGAUAAGUUAACAUUAGAAAACUUGCAAAAUAUGCUUCGUGACAACUUAACUGAUAAGAGAUACUUGUUAGUUCUAGAUGACAUUUGGAACGAGAGUUUUGAAAAAUGGACUCAAUUGAGGACUUAUUUGAUGUGUGGGGCUCAAGACAGUAAGGUUGUAGUGACAACUCGUACAAAAACUGUAGCACAGACAAUGGGUGUAAGUGUUCCCUAUACUCUGAAUGGUUUGAAUCCAAAAGAAUCUUGGAGUUUGUUGAAGAAAAUUAUUACAUUUGGGGAUGAGACUAAAGGAGUGAAUCAAAUUCUUGAACCAUUUGGUAAGAAGAUAGCAGAAAAGUGUGGGGGUGUUCCACUAGCAAUCAGAACGUUGGGGGGCCUAUUACAGGGUAAAGGUGAAAAAAAGGAAUGGAUUGCUAUUUUACAAGGUGACUUUUGGAAAUCAUGUGAAGAUGAAGAUAGCAUCAUGCCAGUGUUGAAACUAAGUUACCAAAACUUGUCGCCUCAACUAAGACAAUGUUUUGCUUAUUGCUCUUUAUAUCCUAAGGAUUGGGAAAUACAGAAGGAUGAGUUGAUUCAAUUGUGGAUGGCACAAGGUUAUCUUGAAUUUUCAGAUGAAAAGGAGAUCUUGGAAGAUAUUGGUAACCGAUUCGUAAAUAUCUUCUUGAUGAAGUCAUUUUUCCAAGAUGCUCAAGUUCAUGCCGGUGAUUUAUAUAGUUUCAAAAUGCAUGAUUUAAUACAUGAUCUUGCAAUGCAAGUAGCCGGAAGUGAUUGUUGUUACUUGGAUAGUGAGACAAAAAGACUUGUUGGAAGUCCCAUCCAUGUAAUGUUGAAAAGUGAUGCUAUUGGUUUGUUAGAGUCAUUGGAAGCAAGCAGAGUGCGAACUUUAAUUUUCCAGACCAAUAAUUCAAAGAGUUGGAAUGAAAAGGAAUUGUCUGUUAUUUCAAAAUUCAAAUAUUUACGCUUUUUGAAGCUUUCAGAUUGUUCUAUAAGUGAGUUGUGUGAUUCAGUUGGAAAUUUAGAGCAGUUAAGAUAUCUUCAGUUAUGGUAUUGUGUAGGACUAAAAGGCCUUUUCAAAUCCAUAAGUAACAUUGUUUGUCUUCAAACACUUAUAUUGGAUGGGUGUGAAAUAGUUGAAUUUUCUACAAAAGAUGUCUUAAGUUUAAUCAAUUUGAGAAAUCUUCAAAUUGAAAAUUUAAAAGCAUUUAAAGAGAAGAAGAAAACAUAUGGAUUUGGAAAAUUAAGCUCGAGGGAGCGGUAUAAGGAUUUAUUUUUUUCUAAUUGGCUUUCUUCACUCAAAAACAUUGUUCGAAUAUUUCUUAAGAACUGUGAAGGCGUGCAGCAUCUCCAACCAAUGGAAUGUCUCCCAUUCCUAAAGUAUCUUUUUAUAGGUGACCUACAUGAGUUGGAGUACAUAUAUUGUGAAGAGCCUCUUUUAUCCGAAGAAUUCUUCCCUUCUUUGGAGUACCUCGGAAUUUGUGGAUGUGAAAAAUUGAAAGGAUGGUGGAGGGUAAGGGAUGAUAACUCUUCACAAUCAUAUCAUCUCUCCUUUCUGCCUUGUCUCUCUUACUUAACUAUCAUUGAUUGUCCAAUGUUAACUCACAUGCCCACUUUUCCAAACCUCGACGAGAAAUUGGUUUUCUGGGAUUGUAAUAUGAACACAUUGGAAGCAACAUUAAACAUGGUAAAAUCAAAUUCUUCGCAUGAAUUCCCUCCACUUUCCAUGCUAAAACACUUGUUUCUUGGCGGACAUGAGCUGCACGUUAAAACACUUCCAAAUGAUUGGAUGCAAAAUCUGACUUCUCUCAAGCAUCUUGUUUUUUAUUGGCUUCCAAAUGAAACAUUUCAAGAAAUUGAAAUUUGGUUUAAGGACAAACUCAACUAUCUUCCUUCCUUGCAAAGUAUUGAAAUAUCACAUUGUUCCGAUCUAGAGGCAUUUCCAGCUUGGAUUUGCAACCUCUCGUCACUUCAGCAUAUCACCAUUUCAGAAUGUCAAGUUUUAGUUUCACUGCCAGAUGGAAUGCCUCGUCUUACCAACUUACAAACCCUUAUAAUCAUUAGGUGUCCCCUCUUAAUUGAAGAGUGCCAGACAGAAACAAGUGCAACAUGGCCCAAAAUUGCUCACAUCCCAAACAUAAUCUUAAAGUGAUCUUCUUAUUAAAGGAUUCCACAAACUUCAAGAAGCCGCUUUGACAUUCACAUGAAUGGUGUUGGAAAUAUAGCAGACUAGCAGCUGCAGUUGAUCUAGUUGUUCUGAAAUGUGUGGCUAAAAUAGGAUUGGUGCUCUUUUGGUAUUUUAUUGGUGUUGUAUCUCAAAGUAAUUUAUGUAAUAGUAUCUGUUAAUGCAAACUAUGUUGCUUGCUGCUGUAAU
Vicia villosa (hairy vetch) is the source of this 3123-nucleotide messenger RNA. Its product is annotated as disease resistance protein RGA2-like. The record is from RefSeq and is a predicted model, not a curated record. The transcript has 3 exons. Gene Ontology annotation, biological process: defense response to other organism. NCBI's taxonomy places the organism in Eukaryota, Viridiplantae, Streptophyta, Magnoliopsida, Fabales, Fabaceae. Gene Ontology annotation, molecular function: ADP binding. The coding region runs from base 1 to 2901 and encodes 966 amino acids.